Molecule: messenger RNA, 2871 nt
Organism: Glossina fuscipes
Lineage: Eukaryota; Metazoa; Arthropoda; Insecta; Diptera; Glossinidae
Product: phosphatidylinositol 4,5-bisphosphate 5-phosphatase A
Exons: 1
Coding region: 168-1643 (491 amino acids)
Biological process (GO): phosphatidylinositol dephosphorylation
Cellular component (GO): cytoplasm; ruffle; plasma membrane
Molecular function (GO): phosphatidylinositol-4,5-bisphosphate 5-phosphatase activity
Source: RefSeq, a predicted model, not a curated record
CAUUUAUCUCCUUAAUUGUUUUGUUAAUUAGUAAUAUACACACAGAUGUUAUAAUAAUAAAUUUGUCACCAAUUGCGCACCAAGAGAAGUGAGCGCAUUAUAAAUACAAGUACUCUGAUAAAUUAUUGCAGUUUUUAAAACUUUUAAAGUGAAUUUAUUUUAUAAGUAUGAGUGAUAUUUUACCUUCACAGCCGAAUACUAAUACUAAACAUUUAAACCUUGAUUCAUCAUGUCUGGAAGUAGCAACAUAUCGAGUGUAUGUGAUCACUUGGAACGUUGGGAGUCGAUUCCCAGACAACAUUUCUUUACGCAACCUUCUCGGUUUGGACUCCACUGAGCAUGAACACAUGCCGGAUAUAUAUGCUGUCGGGUUACAAGAAGUCAAUGUACAGCCUCAACAACAAGUUUUGGGUUUAUUUAAAGAGGAUCCAUGGACGGCAAAAGUCAAGUCAACGUUGGGAGACCUUGGGUACGUGGUCUUUAAGACUGAGCAAAUGCAAGGUUUACUAUUAACAAUGCUGAUAAAACGUGUUCAUGUGAAUUAUUUGCGUGAUAUCGAAGCCGAAUAUACAAGAACUGGAUUCGGCGGUAUAUGGGGAAAUAAGGGCGCAGUCAGUAUACGUUUUAAUUUGUACGGCUGUGAUAUGACCUUUGUGAACGCGCACUUAGCCGCCCAUGAUAGUCAUUUAGAAGAACGUAUUCAAGACUUUAAGCAAAUUAUGGCUAAUCACCAUUAUCAUGUUAAACGAUUUCGUGGAAUAUAUGAUCAUGAUUAUGUAUUCUGGUUUGGAGAUUUAAAUUUUCGACUAUCUGGCGACGAUACCUCUAAAGAAGUUCAGAUGGCAAUAGCUGCCGGUGCUUUUGAGCAACUGAUGGAACGUGAUCAACUUUCAUACGUGCGAGAGGUGACUCAGGAAGCAUUCCAUGUGUUAAAUGAACGGAAACCCACUUUUCCGCCUACAUUUAAAUUUAAGGAAGGCACGUGCGAAUACGAUCUUAAACGCCGUGCGGCAUGGACAGACCGAAUUCUUUAUGGUAUUCAACCUGAUAACUGCAAUCCAAAUACACAGUUACAUGCUGAUCAGUUUUCUUAUAAAUCUCAUCCAGGCUAUUCAAUAAGCGAUCAUAAGCCGGUAACAGGUGAAUUCUUCAUCAAAUUGUUUCCUGGCUACAAAACACCAAAUAUACGUUUUUCGGACUUGAACGUUUGGCGAAUUGGUGAGGAAAACACUGUAGAAUACACAAAACCUCUAACCUUUAAGGAAUGCGAUCAUGAUUGGAUUGGUAUUUAUCAAUUCGAGUACACAAGCUUGCGGGAUUAUGUGGCCUAUGAAUACGUUUGCCAAGCUGAAUCGCCACCGCCUUCGCCGGAUUUGUCUACAGAUCCUUUUUUUGCCCACAGCCCUCGUCGUCUUAGCCAACGUAAUCGAAAUCGGGAUUAUUUGCGUCGCCAAACGCGCGACAACGAAGAAAUUGUACGCCUCGAUUUUGCCGAAGAUAUUGAAAUGAAAGGCGAUGAGCGUUACAUUUUAAUUUAUUUUCAAAAUUCCGGGUCGCAUAGUGUUACUAGCAUAGGCGGUAUUAGCAAUAUAUUUAGAGCAGAAACGGCGAGCUCCCUUCCACGAUUAGCCAAUGUCGAUUGAAAGAACUUUUUAUUAAAAUAUAUUUUUAAAUAUUUUUAAAUUUUAUAUACCUAUGUUUGUUGUAAAGUUUAUAUUGUUGUAAAUGAUUAUUCAUUUCGUUGUAAGAUAUGUACAUUUUUCAGAAUAUAAGUAAUUAAAUAGCAAAUCAUAGUUUGUUAUCAAACAAGCAUCGUUAAAAUAUUCGUAUAAUGUAUGUAGUUAUAAAUCAAUUCUUUUAUUAUGUAAUGGAGACACUAUAAUGUGUAAAAAAAUAUCUAUUUUGUAUUAAAAAAUUCUUCAUCGAGUCACGUGAUUGUAUUCUAAUUAUAAAUCGUUUUGUAUUUCGCUAAGAUAGAAAUUUUAAUAUUGAAAUAAAUUCAAGAAAAUUAGCGCAUUUCCGACGCUGAGUAUUGUAUAUACCAUAAUAAUUAUGUAUGUAUGUAUGUAUUAUAUAUAUAUAGGGGUCUUUUAUUUAUAAGUCUAUUAAUUCUAGAGAUCUACUUUUUAAUAUGUACAACUUGGCUUUGGAUAUUUGCUCUCUUUGAUUAAAUUGUAUACACAAGAGAAAGCCCAAUUGACAUUUUUGCCUUUCACUUCUGAUAAUCGAAUGAAAAAUUUUACUUUUAUUUAUUAUCAAUUUUCAAUUUAGAUUAUUUUCUUGACAUACGUACCCUAACGACAGAUAUAUAUUGGCAAUACACGUCGAGUUGCGAUAGAUUAUGAAGGAGGGUGUGAGCCUAACAUUAAUAUAUCGUAGUAACUCUUAUAUACCAUAGCAUUACUUUUUAGACUUCACUUUAUCGUACUUCUUCUAAUAGAUGUUUUCUCAAUCGAUUAAUAGCUAUUAUAUAAUCAGCGAGCAGUGAUACGAUUCUUAUGCCGAUACCUAAAAAAAGAGACUGUUCAGCGAGAACCUCAAAAGAUUUAGUGCAGUACUUAUAUGUUGUCAGAGUAUGAGAGAAGAUGAUCGGCAAUAUAUUGAACGAUAAAUUUGCGAAGCACUCUUCCAUAUAAAGCUAUAUAUUUGCUGUAACGGAACUUCUUAAAAUUACUUAAAUUAGUUUUGUUUGAAUAACAUUUUAUUGAAAGAUGCGUUUAGAGAUAUUGUUUUAACUGCUUUGGGUUAAGUUAUGUGGUUUUCUCUGUUUAAUUAUUAAUUAAUAGCCUAAAUGAUAAGUAAAUAAAUGAAUACGUGUACGCAAUGUAAGAUAUUUUUCAUGGUAAUAAAUGGUAAAAAUGAUUAUCAAAA